AUGGCAGCAGCUCUCCUUGCUCUGUCAGAGUUAACAUGCGGUAAGCGCGAGUCUUUGACACUCCGUGGUGGAGGGGCAGUCGGUUGGAUUGCAGCACUCAGCGAGCUAUUCUUCGGCCUAGCGGUAAGACUCGCGUCCAAGGAUGGAAACCACCUGUACGGGCUGGAGAGUGGUGCCAGGCUUCACCUCAUAUACACAGAAAAGCCAGAACUUAUCCUCGACCACAGUACGAUGCCGCAAUUGGCAAAAGAGGUCACAACUGCCAAUCUUUCCUCACUCUCGCGACAGAUAAAUUUUAUACCUUUCGGUGGCCGUGUGACCUGGCGAACACUUCUUCCUCAAGUUUUCGGGCAUGAUUUUCACGUCUUGGAACAUGAACACUCCAAAGUCAUGUACACAGCCAUCGGAAGCGCCUUUAGAGCUAUCGAGGAUGCCAAGGACAACUCAUCAAUCAGUGUGAAACAAGGCCCUCACGCGUCUCUAGCGAGUCAUGCGCCAUAUGUCAGUGCCGUACUAUUGAUUGAGACGCUCACCUCCCGCCUUUAUGGUCUGCAGCGUGGUGCAGCGAGGAUGGAAAGACAGCUCAAGCUUACUCCACAGGAGGCCGCGAAGCUGCACCUCGAGCAGUUGCGUCUCCUGGCUGAUCAAUGUCCAUGCAUCUCUUAUCAUGAAGAAACUGCUGGUCAAUGCGGUCGCAUAUUAACGAGGCCUAAAGAUGUCAAUGAUAUCGAGCCUGGCUACUGUCUCCCGUCUAUUGUCACCACAAUCAUCACCAUCGUUCUGCUCCUUUCCCGCAUUGUGCUAGAACAACCAAUCAACCCAAGCAAAGAGGGUGUCCAGCUUCUCUACAAGCUUCGAAGCACUCGAUUCUCCACCUCGCUCAGUCACGACACAACGUCUUCAAGCCCGAACAACAUCGCGGCAUACUACGACAACAUCUUUACUGCCCCUACAGGUCUGAUCUGCCGCAUGGCAGUGAAGCUUUUUGCUGGUGGUCAUUUACCUCCCUUGGGCAGCGAUCUCCUGCCUACUGAAAGUGUAGCAAUAGCUCACGAAGGGAUUUGUGCCUACGCCGCCGAGCUUUGCAACGGAAAAGGGUCGCGCAAGGACUACCAUGGCAUGGUAAUGGUUGUGAAUGGUGGUCUUGCGAUCAGGCAGAAGUCGUACUGUCUAGCUGUUUGGAGUGCUGCAAAGCCGGGCGGCAGAGAAGGCUGGCAGUGGGAGGACAUAAAGUUGAGCCAUUUAUAUGAAACAGGUGGUGGAAGACUAUGGAUGAAAUAG
Molecule: messenger RNA, 1281 nt
Organism: Lithohypha guttulata
Lineage: Eukaryota; Fungi; Ascomycota; Eurotiomycetes; Chaetothyriales; Trichomeriaceae
Exons: 1
Coding region: 1-1281 (426 amino acids)
Source: RefSeq, a predicted model, not a curated record